Messenger RNA from Ceratina calcarata, 2334 nucleotides. Its product is annotated as cytochrome b561 domain-containing protein 2. The record is from RefSeq and is a predicted model, not a curated record. NCBI's taxonomy places the organism in Eukaryota, Metazoa, Arthropoda, Insecta, Hymenoptera, Apidae. The transcript is spliced from 3 exons. The coding region runs from base 183 to 932 and encodes 249 amino acids. Gene Ontology annotation, molecular function: transmembrane monodehydroascorbate reductase activity.
ACCCGAGAUAACGUUGUUACGUUUGUGCCGCAUUAUUAAUCUUAAUCAGUCGCACUGCAGAAAGCGAGAUAAAAAGUGUCGUUUGCUCUUAUCAGAUGCCAACGUUUCUACAUAUGUGAUCUGCUGUGAAAUCUUUUUGGUUAUUCAAUCGUGUCUUAACAAUUCCCACAUAGCACGCCACGAUGACACGUCGAAGACGUCGAAGGAAUAAACGAGCAGAAUCGUACGGAACAAACGAAUCGAAAAUGAACGAGCAAUCAUCGGCGGGCAAAGGACCACCGAGUGUAAUCAUGUUGGUUUUCUCGGCGAUCACCCACCUUCUACUAUUGGCACCAGUAAUAUACAUCCUGGUUCUCGCGUUUCAAAACUACAGCUUCUUCUCCUGGCAUCCGAUUUGCAUGAGCGUCGGAGUUGGACUCUUGGUAACGGAGGCGAUAUUCAUAGUUUCCGGGGAGGCUUACGCCGGCUGGAAAAUAACCAGGACGAAUAGGACGACGAUGCAUUGGAUCCUCCACGCGGUCGGCCUUUCGCUGAUGCUGGUCGGCUUCAUUAUCAUCGUAGUAAAUAAAGUGAACUACAACAAACAGCAUUUCGCCUCGCCCCACUCGAUCCUCGGCCUGGUCAGCAUAAUCCUCGCGCUUCUCACGGCUGCGUUUGGCAUCGUGACGAACAAUUCCCGGUGGCUGUACCCGCGUUUCAGGCCGGUAAUGUUGAAGAUCGUGCACGCAUUCGGUGGCAUAACGGUGAUGAUACUUCUGCUGGCGACCCUGCUCACGGGUACUUACACGAGAUGGUGGCCCGGCGGUUACACCGGAAGGAGUUUGACGUUCACCUCCUUGUUCAUCGCCGUUGUAUUUUUACUGUUGAAACCGAUCUUGGGCGCGGUCUCUAGGAGCAGGGUCGUCUUCGGCCCGCCACCUGCCACAACGUAAUUUCGCGUGAGGACUUCUCAGGGAAUCUACCUAUUUUUUAUGUAUGUACGUACACUGAAGAGUAAAACUAAUACCCUUCAGAACUGAGUAAUUCUUUUAGAAUCGAACGAAACGAUCCGAGUUUCUUUGGGCAGUUAAUUUACUACAUGUCUAAAGAGAAUUUUGAAGAGAUUAAAAUCUGCAGAAGUUAUUCAGUUUUGCUCUUUACUACACGUUAAAUGUUUCAAUUUCUGUUCACGUCACAAUUUCUACUAAUUGCCUUUUUUUCCCGUAAUUUAACGUGCAGUCUGAAACCAGUGAGUGAAAAUCGUGGCAUGAAAUUGGAAUACUUACUAUGUAUAUUGUCAAAAAUUUGCGACACCGGUAUUUUAAAUCCAACUGCCUCGGGCAAGCAGCUUUAAGCCAGAAUUUAAAGAGAUACAUUCGAAGGAAUGACACAUUCUAUUCUAAACUCGUUCGAUAGAUAUAUUUUAUGAAAGUACGGUCAAUGCAACGGGUCGUUAUUUAUCAGACUGCUUCCGACACGUAAUUCGAUAAAAUCUAGUGCUUGUCACGUAAUUCGAUAAAAUCUAUCGGAUCAAAUCUAAUGUCACACGCAUUUGUCCGACUCUUAAUCGAUACUUCGGAGAUAACAGCGUAAGAGACUCGCUUUAAAUCGAAUUCAGACAUUCCGUCCCUCGAUGAUCGUAGAAUUUUUACCUAUAAACAGCGAACUUUUUCAUACCGAUUUUAAGUCUACCGUAGCAUUCUCAAAGUAUCUUACAUAUUUUUGAAACAAACAUCUAUACGUAUCAGAUGUUUUAUUAAAAAGGAACAGACUUCGUCUUACCACGUGUACGUUCGUUUUACCACAGCGUGUUCAUUGGCAAGGCUAACGAGAUAAAAAAGAAACGAGAUAUAUUUGUACGUAAGAGCACAUGAAAAGCGCUUUUAAUAUCUAUUUUUGUAAUGAAUAAGUAGCACGUAUCUAUAAGUAAAAGUUUACCAAAAAAGAAAUGUAGAACCUAACGUUAACUUAAUCAUUCGUUUUGGGCGUUUAACAAGUAGACUGCAGGUUUUUAUUUUUAUGCAAUUGUAAGAGAAUGCAUUUGUUGUAAAUUGACUGUGAAAAUGUGUGAAGUAAUUCAUUUAAAUCUCAUAUUACAAAGUCACGGAAAUAAGACACUCAUACAUUUCACAAGAAAUAUUAUAUAUAAAAAUGAGAUUUCGAAUAAAAAUCCGCAGUCUAUCGAUAAGAAAUGUAUGAGGCGAUUAAAUAAAAGGGCAGCAAAGUUAUCGUCAACCAUAUAAUAUAUCAACACUUUAUUAAUUACACACGCAUCAUAUACAUAUACAUAGAAUUUACAUAAUGUAUAUAUUUUUCGCGAAUGUAUAUUAAAUACAGUUUCUUAUUCUCGCCAGA